Molecule: messenger RNA, 5287 nt
Organism: Rattus rattus (black rat)
Lineage: Eukaryota; Metazoa; Chordata; Mammalia; Rodentia; Muridae
Gene: Zfpm2
Product: zinc finger protein, FOG family member 2
Exons: 3
Coding region: 1452-4274 (940 amino acids)
Biological process (GO): heart development; positive regulation of transcription by RNA polymerase II; cell differentiation
Cellular component (GO): nucleus
Molecular function (GO): RNA polymerase II-specific DNA-binding transcription factor binding
Source: RefSeq, a predicted model, not a curated record
ACCCUGUGGUGUUCUACUGUCUUCCUGUCUUGCUGUAACGCUGGUCAUAACUUGGAGGAGUAUAAUCUUUCUUUUCCUUUUUCAGACACAUACCCUCCAGGGCUGUGUUUUGCUUGCUGACUUUAACCCUGGCUUAAUUGCCCGUGAUGUUUCUAAAGCAUCAAGCUCAGCUCCCCAUCCGACUCCUCCAUCUCAUAUACUGUUCUUAUCACUGCAAGAUUUGUACAAGUUGUUUAAAAACCAUGAUCUCUGAGGCUGGAAAAAAAUGAAGUGCACUUGAAAUGACAGUUAUGCUAAAAGAUAAGCAGAGCAAUACGACUUAUCAAAAUGGGUACAAUUUUUCUUGGUUAAUGAGUACAAUAUACAGCGUUCCAAUACAUACCCAAGGGGGGGGGUCGCUUUAUAAAAUAUCAAGUACAGCACAUUACGGCAGACAUAACUGUGUGGGAUAUGUAUCUAGGCCUGAGAGUGGAGAUAACAAAAUAUAAGUGCUUCGCCUGUCUAAACAUGUUAAAUAAAUGAGCGUUCACUAUCACAUCCCAAUACAUUAGAAGAUGUACUCACAUAGUUAAUUUUUCUUUUUAAUGCACCGCACGUGAUCAUUUGAAAUGCAGAACCAGAGUCUAUCUCAGUGUUUGAAGACAAGGUUUCCUUUCAUUUAAACAAAUCUUUAUUGAAAUAAGCCUUUUUGAAAAGAAUCUUCGGUGUGUCCUUCUUUACAGGCAGUUCAGUCAGGGUAAACGGAGAUAAAGAAGGAACGUCGAAGGGUGUUGUAUAAGAUGGCCCAGUCAAAGUAAAAAGUACAUACAGGGUAGUUUACAUAGGCAUGCUCAGCUUCCCUAGGACAGCACUUUAACAUCUAAGAGUCUACAGACUUCUGAAUGCUUCUUUGACGAUUUGGGGUAUCUGUGCUCACAAUCCAAAAGAAUUGGGGCAGUGGAGAAAAAGACAGAGGGAUGCUGGCAGAGGAAGUUUCAGGUGGAAAGAGGGAGAGAAACAGUUGCUUCUUCCAUUGGUUAAUGAAAUAGCAGCUUCGAAAACUUCUCUGCAGUAAAGUUUUAUAGCUUUGUCCCUCGCAUGCAGGUUUUCAAACACUACACCAAUGUCAUAAUAGGUUCUUGAUUCAGGCGAGAGCUGGGACACUGAUAAACUCCACAGAUGUUAUCUAUAUUUUUCCCAAGUUUUCUCCUGCCCGAUACCAGGAAAACAUUGGUCCACAGAGGCUGACUGAGACACAGCUGCAGGAUGAUUGACCUCCACUCUGGGUCCACACCCAUGUGAAGGACAGGUCCUGGGUGCAGUCAGACACUGUUCCAUAUCAACUCUUUGUUUUUCUAUCCUUCUCCACAGGGGGUCAGCUUUGGUGCACCACGACGAAGGCCAUCUCGGAGGGUGAAGAACUAAUUGCCUUUGUGGUGGACUUUGACUCAAGGCUACAAGCUGCUAGUCAGAUGACUCUCACAGAAGGGAUGUACCCGGCCCGCCUGCUGGACUCCAUUCAGCUGCUUCCUCAGCAAGCUGCCAUGGCUUCUAUUUUGCCUACAGCUAUUGUCAAUAAGGAUAUAUUCCCUUGCAAGUCCUGUGGCAUCUGGUACCGGAGCGAGCGGAACCUGCAAGCCCAUUUGAUGUACUACUGUAGUGGGAGGCAAAGAGAAGUUGCUCCAGUGUCUGAAGAAAAUGAAGACAGUACGCAUCAGAUUUCCAGCCUGUGCCCCUUCCCACAAUGCACCAAGAGCUUUUCCAAUGCCCGAGCUCUAGAAAUGCACCUGACUUCACACAGUGGAGUGAAAAUGGAAGAGUUCCUGCCCCCCGGGGCGAGUUUGAAGUGCACGGUGUGUAGCUACACUGCUGAUUCCGUGAUCAACUUCCACCAACACCUGUUCUCGCAUCUCACUCAAGCUGCCUUCCGUUGCAACCACUGCCAUUUUGGCUUCCAGACCCAGAGGGAGUUACUGCAGCACCAAGAGCUCCAUGUCCCCGGUGGCAAACUUCCCAGAGAAAGCGACAUGGAGCACUCUCCAAGUGGAACAGAAGACAGCUUACAGCCAGCCACAGACUUGUUGGCCAGAAGUGACCUCUCCCAGAGCCAAAAGGCCAUGCCGACUAAAGAUGCAAGCUCAGACACCGAGCUGGACAAGUGUGAGAAAAAGACUCAACUCUUUCUCACCAAUCAGAGACCAGAGAUGCAGCCUGCGGCAAACAAGCAGAGCUUCUCUUACACAAAAAUAAAGUCUGAGCCUUCCAGCCCUAGACUUGCCUCAUCUCCAGUGCAACCCAACCUAGGGCCCUCUUUCCCUGUGGGACCUUUCCUGUCUCAGUUUGCUUUCCCCCAAGAUAUCACCAUGGUCCCUCAAGCUUCAGAGAUCUUAGCCAAGAUGUCCGAGCUGGUGCACCGACGCCUGAGGCACGGGAGUAGUAGCUACCCUCCUGUCAUUUACAGCCCUUUGAUGCCCAAAGGGGCUACGUGCUUUGAGUGUAACAUAACGUUCAAUAAUCUGGAUAACUAUCUGGUUCAUAAAAAACACUACUGCAGCAGCCGAUGGCAGCAGAUGGCCAAAUCCCCUGAGUUUCCAAGUGUUUCUGAGAAGAUACCGGAAGCUGUGAGUCCUAACACUGGCCAGACUUCCAUAAACCUUCUCAACCCCGCGGCUCAUCCCCCGGACCCAGAGAAUCCACUUCUUCAAACAUCCUGCAUCAACUCUUCCACGGUUUUAGAUUUGAUUGGGCCAAACGGAAAGGGCCAUGAGAAGGACUUUUCCACUCAAGCCAAAAAGUUGCCCACCUCCAACAGCAAUGACGACAAAAUAAAUGGAAAGCCCGUUGAUGUGAAAAAUCCCAGCGGCCCCUUAGUGGACGGGGAAAGUGACCCAAAUAAGACUACCUGUGAAGCUUGUAACAUCACCUUCAGCAGGCAUGAAACCUAUAUGGUCCACAAACAGUAUUACUGUGCGACGCGCCAUGACCCUCCGCUAAAGAGGUCUGCUUCCAACAAAGUGCCCGCCAUGCAGAGAACCAUGCGCACACGCAAGCGAAGAAAGAUGUACGAAAUGUGCCUACCCGAGCAAGAGCAACGGCCACCCCUAGUCCAGCAGAGAUUUCUUGAUGUAGCCAACCUCAGCAAUCCUUGUAGCUCCACGCAAGAGCCCACUGAAGGGCUAGGAGAAUGCUACCACCCGAGAUGCGACAUCUUCCCAGGAAUUGUCUCAAAGCACUUGGAAACGUCGUUGGCCAUAAACAAAUGUGUUCCGGUUCCCAAAUGUGAUACAACUCAUUCCAGUGUUUCCUGCCUGGAGAUGGACGUCCCCAUAGAUCUCAGCAAAAAGUGUUUGUCGCAGUCUGAGCGGACGACAGCAUCUCCUAAAAGGCUACUAGACUACCACGAGUGCACCGUGUGCAAGAUCAGCUUCAAUAAGGUCGAGAACUACCUGGCCCACAAGCAGAAUUUCUGCCCUGUCACUGCACAUCAACGCAACGACCUAGGUCAGCUCGAUGGCAAAGUGUUUCCGAAUCCAGAAAGCGAACGGAACAGCCCGGAAGUCAGCUUUGAAAGAAACAUGAUCAAAUGUGAGAAGAAUGGGAAUCCAAAGCAGCCUUCUCCCAACGGAAACUUGUUUUCAUCCCAUUUGGCAACCUUGCAAGGCCUGAAAGUCUUCAGUGAGGCGGCUCAGCUCAUUGCUACAAAAGAAGAAAACAAACAUUUGUUUCUUCCCCAAUGCCUUUACCCCGGAGCAAUAAAGAAGACGAAAGGAGCCGACCAGCUUUCUCCAUACUAUGGCAUAAAGUCAAGCGAUUAUAUCGCCGGUUCUCUUGUCAUCCACAACACCGACGUCGAACAGAACACAAACACAGAAAACGAGUCUCCUAAAGGCCAGGCCUCCUCAAAUGGGUGUGCGGUACCCAAGAAAGAUUCUCUGCCAUUGUUGCCCAAAAACAGAGGCAUGGUCAUAGUGAAUGGUGGACUGAAGCAAGAUGAAAGGCCUCCCGCAAACCCACCGCAAGAGAACAUUUCCCAGAAUGCCCAGCACGACGAGGGCCACAAAUCCCCGUCGUGGAUCUCUGAGAACCCGUUAGCUGCAAAUGAGAAUGUCUCCCCAGGAAUUCCCUGCGCAGAAGAACAGUUGUCUAGCAUAGCAAAAGGUGUGAAUGGCUCCACCCAGGCUCCCAGCAGUGGGAAAUACUGCCGGCUAUGCGAUAUCCAGUUCAAUAACCUUUCAAACUUUAUAACUCACAAGAAGUUUUAUUGCUCAUCACAUGCAGCGGAACAUGUCAAAUGAACUAACUGAGUAACUAAAGAAAGCAGUCACCUUUGGUACCGUGUUUAGUAUGUUCUUCUAAACAGUCCAGAAAACAAAGACGCUGUUUGAAUUACAUCUGCCGAUCAGGAGAUAAUUCAUAAUGGCUGAGUUGAAGACUUGGUGUAAUUUCAUUACAGACCAUUAGUAAAGUGUAUUAUUGGUGCCAUUUUCAGAAAAAAAAUUAAUUUAUUUUACCAGCAGUAUUCAUAGCUGUGGUUAUGUUAUUUUUAUUUAAAAACUUUAUAUUAAAGUCAUUUGUAAUGUUAUUGUAUAGUUAUUGUGUAGCACAUAUGGUUUGCACUGUAUAGUAGCUUUUAAAGAAAAUAGUCACAAACAAUACAGAAGAGCAUUUUAGAAAUAGCUUCAAAAGCACUUGUGUAUCCUGAUUUUUUUUCUUAUAUGCUGUUGCAGAUAUACGUAUAUGCUAAAAUAUAACCUGCAAACACGUUCUAAAUACACAUGCUAUAAGUUCGCCUUAAGAUUUCGAUUCUCGGAUAAUCAGGCUCCAGUUGCACUUUAUAUUUUAGCAAAUACAGUCCCUUAGUCUCUAGGCUUUGCAUUUGUAUGUAGCCGUAUAUUUCCGUCCAUUUCCUCAGACUGAAACAUGUAUGUUAAACGAAGAUGGCAAUUUUUUCUUGUAUAGUACUUGUAUUUUCUUUCGUCGACGCAGCCCUGUCCCAAUUUUUAAACCUUGGCUGUUAAAUGCAAUACUUUAUAAAGAAUGAACAAAAUUACUGGAAGCAGUAUUGUAAGGAUCGGAGUAUCGGUAAUCAGUUUUAUCUUUUGAAAGGCACAGUCUAAAUCGAACCCCUAAACUCAAUGCUGCAAGUAUGAAUUUAAUUCAUAUAUAAGAUCUAUUUAAAUAUAAGAGUAGCAAUACUGCACCUGGUGAUCACAAAGAUAAUGUUCUACUUCUGAUAGAAAAUAAUUUCUCAACAAAUGUUGUUACUAUGCAUGUACAUGGAUGGAAUAAAAUUCCAAAUUGUUGGAGA